CAGAAAUUCCUGCUUCAACAGUUUUCAAAGGAAACUGACUGACAAUUUAAAAAAACUGAAGUCGGAUGAUUAUUCAUCCAGUUCUGAUGACGAGGAUGACUUUCUUGAUGAAAUGAUUUUUAAAAAAAAAAUAGCCUUCCCAGAAAUUUUCCAUAUGUACAGUUUUAAAAUUCCACCCGAAGAAAUCGAGCAUCCUAAUACACAGUGUUCUAAUUGGCCUAAAGAAGCAGUGACCUCAAGCAUUUCUGAACCACCUGAAAUUAAGGAAAAAACAAAAAUUGCUCACUUGAAGGGUCUUGAGAAUUUGAAACUGGAAGGUGCUAAUGUUCAAACUGAAGAUUCUAUUAGCACUGCUUUUGCUUAUGAGGACAUCAUGAAGAAAUCUGGUGCAGAAAACAUGGAAAUUGAAUCUGAUACAGUUGAGAAAACACCUGAUCAGAACAAACAUUUAGACAAAUUGACUGAAACCCUCCCUGCUCUUAAUGGGAGAGACAAAGAGGAAGAAAAAGAUGACUUUCUCAAACGUCAGAUGGCUUUCUUUGAGGACAUCUCAUCGGAGUCUGACAGUGGAGAUACAAUAAUAAUGGAAAGUUUAGACAAAGAAAAUGUCACUGUGGGGAACACCUUAGGGUAUUCUCCAGUUCCAACAUUGUCAGCUGAAUACAAUUUGGAUAAGCCUUCUGACUGCACUGCUAUUAUCAAUGUACCUUCAUUAGAGCCUAGGCUGACACCAGACCACUUGCAAGAACGUAAAAAGGGG
Molecule: messenger RNA, 760 nt
Organism: Lymnaea stagnalis (great pond snail)
Lineage: Eukaryota; Metazoa; Mollusca; Gastropoda; Lymnaeidae
Source: the annotation of a GenBank genome assembly